Molecule: messenger RNA, 3969 nt
Organism: Psilocybe cubensis
Lineage: Eukaryota; Fungi; Basidiomycota; Agaricomycetes; Agaricales; Agrocybaceae
Exons: 10
Coding region: 1-3969 (1322 amino acids)
Source: RefSeq, a predicted model, not a curated record
AUGCGCCUCCCUGCCUCAUAUCGACAAACGGGCGUCUGCAUUGGCGAUGUGGGAAUCAUCACUCCCGAAGGAGCAUUUGAUUGCUUGUUUAACAUAUGUCUCCCCAGAGACUACUCCGUCAACUCCCAUGUCCCAGAAAAUUUUGUGCCUUUUGGUGAAGCUGACCCAGACAGUGCUCACUCCCUUUCGCAGCAUCGUUACCCGAUAUUGGAGUACCGAAGUUUUUCAUCAGGCGCUUACCUUGCAAGCGAUAAUAUUCAUGCCAACCAAGCACAUCCAAAUAAUGGCAUGCACUUUAUAGCGUCAGCUCCUGAAGGAGCAAUUUUAACAAUGCCAAGGGGCGCUCAUUUACAGCGCUUGGCGAACCCCCAUCAGUUCGAUGGUUACAUUGCCGCCAAUGCCGAAAGUUGGUACAAGUUUGUGAACACAACCCUCAGACGUGGUGCUGAAAACGGCGAUCUACGUAUCGUUACUGGGUGCCACAAGAGUUCUGCGUGGGGAAUGGCUGCCGUCUUUCAUUCUUCACAGCAUGAGGCUAUACAAUCCCACAGCACACUUCGGUUCAAUGCAAUCCCACCCACACAAUCCCGUUCCGGCAAUCACCUAUACUUUUGGGAGGUUACGGGAUCUGUGCUAGCUAAAGUUGGCCCUGAUACCGGAGAUAAUGAUGGCCUAUUCGACGGUCAACAUUCGCAUGAAAUUCGAAACCAGUGCCUCUUUGUCACUACGCACUCGGUCUCCAUACGCCCAGAGGUUUGGGCCAAAUUAACUCCAGGAAGUUCUGUAUAUGGCGGUGGAGAGACAAGCGGGUCUUCGUUGUCUGUUCAUAAUACAAUGCCUGCGACCGAUCAGAAUCGAAGAUGGCCUUCCAGGUUUUGGGGACAGAACUUUAGGAUGAGGACUAGAGGAAAUGAUACGGUAGUUAUGAUACAAUCCGACUCCGGCGAGCCAAGUGAUAUUAUCCCUGACCACACUAAAGCUAUUAACGACAUCCUCCUCCAACAAGACCCUAAUAUACGUGUAGCUAUCACAAAUGAUAGUGAUUGGCUUGAUGUCUUAGGAAAGGACGACCCAAGUCUUGUUGAGCCUUCGGAGCUCUAUUCUCGAAUUAUUCGGAUAAAUGAUAUUCAAAUAAGACAUGAUGGCCUCGUACAUUUCGAGCUCAAGAAUACCAGUCCUGACAAAUAUCGAUCACUUUGCUUUGAAGACGAUGCAGAUACAAUUUUGCAGGCAUUGGAACAGGGAAAACGAGCUCUCGACCGAAUACUGCUCACCCAUUUUUCCGAUCUUCGCCAGCUGCCCAAGAUUUUGACCACUGCUUAUGUAUCUAAUAAAGGAAUCGAUGUUCCGGAGAUUUCUUCUCCUUUCUUAAUGGAACAUCCAGAUGCUCUUUUCACCUUUGAAAAACUCAUUGAAUCUUUGUAUUCAGAAGAACCCGACUCCAUUCCUCUACUACCAGAACGUAGCACAAGGUCUGAGCUCUAUCAAACACUGAGCUCAUCCCAACUACCCAAUUCAAGCCGUCAACGUUGCCUUACAACGCUCGCAAAUGCUACAUGGAAUUGUUAUCUUCAAUUUGGUCGUCCACAACAUUUGGACGAUGCCAUUUGGUUGUACGAGCAAGCCAUAAACCUUGCCCCGAUUACUUCCCCCCGUGGCCUUAUCCCUUUAUUUGGCGUAUGCUCCACUCUGUAUAGACGGUUUUAUCUCCAUCGAAAUCUUGGAGACCUUGUAAAUCUUGCCCGAUACAUGCAACGACAAAAUACCUCUGAAAUGGAAGAGGUAAUUAAUCGGCUGGCGAGUCAAGCUGCAGCGGCAACAACCUCUCAUCAACCAAACCAUGUUGUUCAGCAAGCAAGAUGGAAUAAUGACUAUGGUGCCGACCAAAAUAUAACUGGUAAUUACGGUGCACGAAAUUAUUCCAUCUCUCUUUUUUCCCGAAUUAAGAAACGUUUAAACAAGCUCUCCCAAAUCUCAACCAGUCAAAUUGUCACAAUAAACCCCCAACCAUUCGAGGCAAAUAAUUUGAAUUCCCCUAUCAAUUAUCAGACCAGAGAUUUGCAGGUGUUAGCCACUAAAUGGAUUCAGGACAAAGAAACCGCCACUUCUAUCUUAUGGUUCUAUGGGCCCUACGCAACUACAAUGGUUAAAGGCCUUGUAGAAAGACCUAGUAUUGAAUCCGACAUCGCUUCAACAUUUGAUUUUUCAGAUACAGCUGCAUGGUCCAACGAGGUCUACGACUUAUUCCCAACAAUUGCUGUUGAUCUUGCGUUCAAAAUCUCUGGCCUGUUGGAAUUCUAUAUGACAGUCCCCAGUAACAAAGAUCAGGAGAUAACAGAUUCGUCCUUAUCUAUGCAAUUUUGGGGACUUAUUAUCAAUCCACUCCUUCGUCACUGGCCGAAACAAAAUAUACACCAAUUUCCUACGACGAUAAUAAUCAAUGGCAUCGAUAAAUGUGGCUACAAAGUGGCAAGGCAUGUCAUUAACCUAAUUACAGAGGCCGUCGUCACGUUCGGCUUACCUCUUCGGUUCCUCAUUACGAGCAAUAAAAAUCGUAGACUACAAGACGUAUUCGAUGGACCGCUCUUGUCUAAAGUUUCUCGCCAGUUCUUUGUGGGCUCCCAAGCGCCCAACAUGGACGCGGUCAACAGCCCAUCGAGUUUACUGAAAAGCGCAUCCGUGAAACUUCCUUCAGACAUCUUUGACACAGUAGUAGAGAGGUCACGGGGACUUUCAGUCUAUGCUGAAACGAUUUUGCGAUUCAUUAAAGCCAGUGGAGAAGGUAACCCAAUGGCUAGGCUGACCUAUCUUUUAGAAAACGACAUGGCACUUAGGCACCCCGAAGAACUCACCAGUCCCUUUGCGGCUCUCGAUAAUCUCUUUAUCAAGAUUUUGUCGACCCACAGCAAUCGAAAGGAGCUCAUUAACGCUCUAGGUAUCUUGCUUGUGCUCGAUAACUGCGACCAUCCGGAGACAAUAUCCCAGGACAUCUUCGGAUUAUUGCCCAUGACCGGAUUUUUCAGCUCGGUCUUGAAUGUUCUUCAGCCUUUAAUGCAGCUCCCAAAAGUCAGUAAUUCAAACGAGCCUCAUGUACAUCCCUGGUUCGCAGUAAAGAUGAAAGUGCCCAGCAAAUACGAGAGGGAGCUGAAGAACCCAUACCUUGCUUUACCCUUUCUGUCCCUGUCUACGGCAAUAACCACAGCAUAUACCGUCCCUCUUGCCUUUCGAGACAGGGUCCAUGAUUCUUUUUAUGACUUCCUAGUGAAUCCGGAGAGAUCAGGCCCUUUCCAUAUCGACAUAAGUCACUUCCAUGGACAAGUCGCUGUAGCAGGGUUUGCUUUCAUCACACAUCAGCUGUGGCGUCGCUGCUUCGCUCCGGGGCAAGCAGAUAUGCCUGAGGCAUCAACAUUUUCACCAGAAACACUGGACUACCUCAAGAACCAUCUUCCGGCUCACUGUGCUCAGUGUUCUGAGAGUUUCCGCAAAAAGAUAAUCGAGCAUACGCAGAAUGCCAUAGAAAGUGCCUUAAACAACGAAAAAGAAAAGGCCCACUCAGAAGGGGCAUCAGUGGUGGAAGACUUCGUUACCAAAAUCUCUGUCCUCAUAACUAAACAUAAGGAGGAUUUGAUGAUCAAUGACUGGGACUCAUCUGUUGAGUGGUGUCACUAUACACGCCCUCAUGAGAAAUUACGACGCACUUCGAAAUCCAGAAGAAAGUUCUCGAGCACAGAACAUUUAUAUCCAACAGACGAGGGUUAUAGUCCGACAGACGAACGCCCAGAUUCAACAAGCAUAUACGAAGACUUUUAUCGGCUGAUGGACACUUUCAACGAUACCGUUAUGGUAUCCAAGCGCCCACGGAAGUUGCGCAGGUUGCGAAAGCUGAAAUGGCAGACUCGGUUCUCGGGAGGAAACUUUGCGUUGGAAGAAUUCACCAACACCGAAGGCACCGAAGCACGAUUCACGUGA